Molecule: messenger RNA, 3756 nt
Organism: Scylla paramamosain (green mud crab)
Lineage: Eukaryota; Metazoa; Arthropoda; Malacostraca; Decapoda; Portunidae
Exons: 3
Coding region: 1-3756 (1251 amino acids)
Biological process (GO): DNA integration
Molecular function (GO): zinc ion binding; nucleic acid binding
Source: RefSeq, a predicted model, not a curated record
AUGUUCAAAACUCCGCAACAAACCUAUCUAGAGUUUGCCUCAGAGAAACUGAGGGCUCUCAAGCGUUGGCUUAAGUCAGCCGCGAUAACCACGUACGACGAAUUAGUAAAUCUCUUAGCCUUAGAAGAGUUCAUGCGUAAGCUCCCUUACUCAGUAAUGUUACACAUCACCAACAAAGAAGAAACAGAUCUUCUCAAAGCCGCUCAGUUAGCGGACCUUUUCUCCCUGGUGAAUCGCAAGGCAACCUCAGACAAGCUGACCGAGACUCCUAGUGGUAAGAUAAACUCAGGUAACUCAGGGGUUGGUAAAAUGACCGGCAGUAGUACUCGACCACCUCUAUUUUGUGCUUUUUGUAAACAGCCGGGGCACCUCAUAAAGAACUGUCCUAAUCCCAAGUGCAAGGUAGCUCAAACAUAUCCUGCCAAGCCAGUUGCUUCCAUACAAGCUCUUCCCUCCUUCCCUGUACCUAAAGACUUAUUUGAGCCUUUCAGGUCUGUAGGCACCAUCAGCAUUGAUAACAAGGAUCACCCAGUUAAGAUUGUCAGAGACACCUGUUCAGCUCAGUCCCUAGUGCUGAAGUCAGCAGUCCCUGGUAUUGAACAGUGUUACACAGGUGAAAAGGUAUAUUUAAAAGACUUCCAUGACCCCUUCCCCAUUGCAUUAGCUAAAGUACAUCUUGAUAGCCCACUAGUAAGAGGUGAAGUGAUAAUAGGAGUUAGUGAAGAACCAGCCUUACCCAUCCCUAAUGCUCAACUACUCCUCGCUAAUGACCUAGCUGGCAGUAAGGUGACUCCCCCUUUGGUAAUUAGUGACACAAUGCUGAUGGAUAACCCCACUGUACAGUUAGAAGAGCAACAACCAGGCUUAUUCCCUGUUUGUGCCACUACUCGUGCACAAGCAAGGAAAUCUGAUCAGUCUUUCUCACUUCCAAAGAAGAGCCCAUCCCCACUUGAACUCAAUCAAAUAUUUUCUGAAAAACUUCUCACUGAGGCUCAACAGGAAGACACUACUUUGACUCAAUUUCAUGACAAGGUUAUCCCUCCAGAUCAAAUUACUAAUUACCCUGCCUUUUACAAACAGGAUGGAGUUCUCAUGAGAGUGUUCCGGCCCUCUAAGGUCCCAGAUGCUGCUGCUUGGGCAGAAGCCCACCAGGUGGUUGUGCCUACCAUACUCAGACAUUCCAUACUAGAGAUCGCUCAUGAAAGUUUUGCUGGUCACUUGGGCAUCAAGAAGACAUGUGAGAAGAUCCUCGCUGACUUUUACUGGCCAGGAUUAAGGGAGGAUGUGAAGAAUUACGUCAGUACUUGUCAUCUCUGCCAGAUAGCGGCCUUUCCGAUACGUAAAAUCAACACCAACACUAUUGUGUCCAAGCUAAACCACUUCUUUACUACCUUCGGGAUUCCUCAAACCAUUCAGAGUGACCGAGGAACUAAUUUCACUAGCGUUCUCUUCACAGAGGUGUUAAAAGAGCUUGGUAUCGCACAAACCUUAUCUUCUGCCUAUCACCCGCAGUCACAGGGCGCUCUAGAAAGAUUUCAUCAGACACUGAAAGGACUUCUACGCAAAUUCUGUCACGAGCAGGAGAGCGAAUGGGAUGACACACUCCCCUACAUGCUUUUUGCCAUCAGGGAAGCCCCUAACGAGAGUACAGGAGUUUCCCCAUUCGAGCUCCUGUUCGGUAGGAAAGUGCGGGGACCAUUAAGGAUUAUUAAAGACAAAUUGUUAGAUUCCACUACCCACAAACUUGUCUCUGUAACUAAAUACUUGAACAACCUUAAAGCCACACUCACUAAAGUUCGCACCUUUGCUGAUAACAACUUACACAAAUCUCAAAACACCAUGAAGAAACACUUUGAUCAGAAGGCCAGAGUUAGAGUAUUUGAUAGAGGUGAUCAAGUCCUUGCAUUCAUACCCACACCUAAACACCCAUUACAAGUAAAGUAUCAUGGUCCCUAUGAGGUAGUGGAAAAGGUAGGAGAUAACAACUACAUCAUAAACACUCCAGACCGCCGAAAGGCAACACAGUUAAUACACGUUAAUCUCCUAAAAAUGUAUAAAUGUAGAACCCCUGUGACUGGCGCCCAACCAACCCCUAGAGUAGCUUCCUGUGGUAUCAUUGAACCCCAGGAGGCUGACUCAGAGUUAAAACCUGCCUCUGUGUGUUCAUUGAUUAUGACGUGUUCGGUGACCAUCCUAAAAUCUGUUAAUGUCCUCCGCCAUGAUGUGAAGGUGCUUCCAGGGACCUUCCCUAUCAAGCAGUCUCCCUACAGAGUCAACCCCCGGAAACGAGAACAGAUGCAGAAGGAGGUCCAGUACUUAUUAGAGCAGGGCUUGGCUAUACCCAGCAGCUCCCCAUGGGCAUCACCCUGCCUCCUAGUACCCAAGGAGGACGGACAACUGCGAUUCUGCGCGGAUUACCGACGGGUCAACGCCGUCACCAUUCCUGACGCCUAUCCUCUGCCUCGGGUAGACGACCUGAUAGAUGAAGUAGGUCAAGCCAAAUUUGUUACUAAGCUGGACCUAUUAAAAGGGUAUUAUCAAAUAGCCCUUACUGAAAGAUCUCAGAUAGUCUCUGCCUUCAUCACCCCUUUUGGACUUUUCCAGUAUGUAGUAGCCCCAUUUGGCAUGAGGAAUUGCCCCGCUACUUUCCAGAGGGCAAUGAACAAGGUAAUGCAGGGAUUAAAAGGAGUGCUGGUUUACUUAGAUGAUAUUCUUAUUUUUUCACAUGACUGGGAUGACCACCUGUACCAGAUCCAGAAUGUGCUCAGCCGUCUGCAGGAAGCGAACCUCACCGUGAAGCUGGCGAAGUCUACGUUCGGAGCUGCCACCGUCUCCUACCUAGGACAUCAGACUGGACAAGGCUCCGUCCGGCCCAAGACCGCUAACGUCGACGCAGUACUGAAGUACCCAACUCCCACUACUCGACGCGAGCUCCGCCGCUUCCUGGGCAUGGCGGGGUUCUACCGGCGUUUCUGUCCAAACUUCGCAGACGCAGCUGGGCCACUUACUAGACUAACUAGUGGGAAUGUGGCGUACGAAUGGACCCCUGCCUGCCAACAUGCCUUCAAUCAACUUAAGAACUUGCUUGCUCGGGAACCGGUUUUGCGUGCGGCCGACUUCAGUAAACCCUUCAUCAUACAUACUGACGCCAGUGAUCACGCUUCGGGUGCCGCCCUCCUGCAAGAAUCUGACGGAAUCUUUCACCCAGUCGCCUACCACUCCGAGAAGUUCAACAUCCAUCAGAAGAAUUACAGCACUAUCGAGAAAGAACUUUUAGCCAUUAUCUCUGCCAUCAAGAAGUUUGAGUACUAUCUUCAGUCCAACACCCAGCCACUCCAAAUCUACACUGACCACAACCCUUUGACUUUUCUCAACAGGAACCGCUUCACUAACCAACGUCUGCUACGGUGGUCUCUACAGCUCCAGCCUUACCACAUUGAAAUGCACCAUAUUAAGGGACUGGACAACUGCCUUGCUGACACUUUGUCUCGCCUUCCCACUACGCCUCGCAUCACUACCCGUCGCGACCCUGAGGACCCUAGGAUCCUGUUGCCGGGGAUGCAGUCGUGCCUUGUGAACCGGUCGAUGGAGGCAGCCGAGGGCCGAGCACUGCCAGAAGAACCAUCUACCGGGCCCCAGACUACACACGUUCUGGUGGAAUCCACCUUCACGGGACAGGAACCACCUCACUUCUCUAAUGACGCAGAGUCAUUCCUUCUGCGUCAUCCUAAGAAGGGGGGAAUGUCACACACGUGA